UUAUAAUUUCUUUGUAAACCUCAUGCUUUUCGUUGGGGGUUAUAUGAGCAUCAAAGAGACAGUGACAGAAAGAGGCAGGGAAGGUGAGAAGUAGAGGAUGCACACCGGCCCCAGCAGAAGAAACCACAGUUUGAACUGUGCUUUACGGAGCUGGCUCUUGUUUUUGGUGAUUUAAGACAUAAACUCAUACGUGGUAAAGCAAACGGGUGUACGGUAUGAUGGACGGCACGGCCUCCCUCCCUGUCUCUGAAUCCUGCUCUUUUGCCCUGAAAGAAAGCGCUGUUCAUUUUCUGCUGUGCCUGCCCAAGAGAAAUAUCCUGCACAUUUUCACAUCCUUAGGAUAGGAAAGCUACAUGUUCAUUCUGUGCAUUGCGUAAUGUUCUGGGUUUGUGCAGUGAAGUCUUCGCAUGAAGAUAGGGUAGUUAUUCAACCAGUCCCCCGUUGAUGAUUAACAUUCAGGUUCUUUCCUAUUUUCUUUCUCAACCAAGCUGUGGUGGACAUCUGUGACUUGCAGCAGUGGGCUGUGGGGCUCCCAUCCACAUGGGUGUCCGAUCUGCCCCCACUUGAGUCUGGUCUUCCUUCCCUGUGGCCCUGGCCAGCCUGGCACCACACCGCCUGACCUCUCCCUUUGGUCUCAGCCCAGGCAGCCUUCAGAAAGACGCUGGAGAAGGAAGCAAAAGGAGCCGAGCCGGACAUCGCUGUCCCCAAGUUCCAGCAGAGGAAGUGGGAGUCUGACAGGGCCUAUAUCCAGCGAAUGGAAGAGGAGGCCCAGCACGUGCUCUUCCUCAGCAAGAACCAGGUGGCCCGGCAGCCCGAGGUGCAGGAAGCUCCCAGAAAGAAGUCGGAGCGGAAGAAAGCCUUCCAGAAACGGCGGCUGGAUAGAGUCCGGCGGCGGAGGGAGGAGAAGGCCGCAGAAGAGCUGGAGCAGGAGCUGUUCCGAGACACGGUGCAGUUUGGCGAGGUUGCCCUGCAGCCCCCAGAGCUGACCGCCCAGCCCAGGACAAGCACAAGUCGGGGUCAGCCUGGGAAGAAAUCGCUGAUGCUGAGGAUGCUUUUGAGCCCUGGUGGCGUGUCCCAGCCUCUGACCACGUCACUGGCCCGGCAGCGGAUUAUUGGGGAGGAGAGAGAGCGGGCCGUGCAGGCCUACAGGGCGCUAAAGAAGCGGCAGGGAGCUCAGUCACCGCAGCCGCCCUGUUCCCCCCACUUGGCUUCCAGGAGGAAGGCAGAGACGCAUCUGUGACGGCAAGACCAGGGCCUCCACACCUGGGUUUGGGGAGGACGUAGCUGGCCUGGAACACAUGCUGGGACUCCCAGGCCCUCCAAGUACUCGCUCUCCAGUGCAGAAGAGGGCUCUGGGCCUUUGCUCUCCCGUUUUUUCUCCCUAAGAGGGCUUUUCUGUGAGUGACCAUUUGCUGGGCUGUCCCUCACAGAGCAUGAUCUGUCCCAGGUGUCCGUAGAGUGGCCAGCACAUCUGGGACACAGCCAGUCGGGCACCCCUAGCAUCGUUCAUCGCAGCUGUGUUCUGAAUACACAGGUCCAGGCUCACAUAACCCAGGGCCGCUUUAGGGGGGACGAUCCCAUAAUCCUGUCCUUCAACGCCAGUCUGCUGGAGACACUGCAGAUUUGCUCAGCUGAAUCUAACUGAAGCUCCGUGUGUUUAACAGUGCAGCUCAGCUGGAAGCAUAGGCCGGAGGCGGGGGG
Molecule: messenger RNA, 1701 nt
Organism: Leptonychotes weddellii (Weddell seal)
Lineage: Eukaryota; Metazoa; Chordata; Mammalia; Carnivora; Phocidae
Gene: CCDC137
Product: coiled-coil domain containing 137
Cellular component (GO): nucleus
Source: RefSeq, a predicted model, not a curated record